CAAAAUUGGAAGAAAAUGACGCCACCAAUCUGAAUUGUAAAAAGAACGGCACUAGAGCUUGCUAAUGUGCGCCGCCGCCGUGUCCGCAACGCGCCAUCCUCCAUGGCCAGAGAACUCCAUUACAGCUCAAAGAAAUCCGGCGCUUCCACUUCUUCAAUCGCUCCUCGCCUCCUCAUCUCUCUCCUCUGCCUCGCCUCUCUCCUCCUCUGCUUCUCUCUCUUCCGAAACGACGUCGCAUCGCCGUCGCUAACCUACUCGGCGGCGCCCGAGAAGAUCAACGGCAACUGCAACCACUCCGAUGGGAGGUGGAUCUACGAUCACUCGGUCCGAUCUCCGCCGCGGUACGACCAAACAUGCAAGGAGAUAUUCAAGGGGUGGAAUUGCAUCGCCGGCAACAAAUCCAACGCAAUUGAUAUCCUCAAGUGGCGCUGGAAACCCUACGGCUGCAAUCUCGCGCCGUUUGAGCCGCUGCAGUUCCUGGAGAAUUUUCGAGAUACCAAUAUUGGAUUUGUUGGGGAUUCAUUGAAUAGGAACAUGUUUGUUUCACUUUUUUGCACUUUGAAACAAUUCUCGGCGGAGGUGAAAAAAUGGCGUCCUGUCGGAGCUGAUCGUGGCUUUACGUUUGUUAAGUACAACCUUACCAUUGCGUACCAUCGAACGAAUCUUCUGGCUCGUUAUGGUAGGUGGUCAGCCAGUAGUAGUGGUGGUAUGUUGGAGUCGCUUGGUUAUAAGGAGGGCUAUAGAAUUGACGUUGAUUUACCAGACGGAACUUGGGCAGAAGCUCCAAGUUUCCACGACAUACUCGUAUUUAAUACAGGACACUGGUGGUGGGCUCCUUCAAAGUUUGAUCCAGUGAAAUCGCCUAUGCUUUUCUUUGAGAAAGGUGUACCUGUGACUCCUCCAAUCGCACCUGAUGCUGGCCUUGAUAAGGUCUUAACGCACAUGGUGUCGUACGUGCAAAAGAUUGCACGGCCCAAUGCAAUUCUGUUCUUCCGAACACAAUCGCCUAGGCAUUUUGAAGGAGGCGAUUGGGACCAAGGUGGUUCUUGUCCUCGUUUACAGCCUCUGGUCCCACAAGAAGUCGAACAAUUUUUCUCUGUUGAGAAAAAUGGUACAAAUGUGGAGACACGACUUGUAAACCAGCACCUAGAAAAGGCUCUGAGAGGUUCGAAUUUCAAAAUACUGGACAUAACUCACUUGAGCGAGUUCAGAGCUGAUGCCCACCCAUCGACAGCUGGCGGUAAACGACACGAUGAUUGUAUGCAUUGGUGCUUACCUGGACUUACCGAUACUUGGAAUGACUUGUUCAUAGCACAUUUAAACGGCAUUAAACUUCGGAAUUAAAGAAACAUUUUUUUUCAUUAUUAGUUCUAUUAUAUACUUUCUCAUGUUUGGAAGCAUAGCCACUAUUAGUUACAUCGGAGCACUUCGAAGUUUUGCACGUGUCGUGAACUAGUCAUGUAAACAUUCACAAAAAAAGAUAAAAAUUCGAUUUUCGAUUUU
Molecule: messenger RNA, 1503 nt
Organism: Erythranthe guttata (spotted monkey flower)
Lineage: Eukaryota; Viridiplantae; Streptophyta; Magnoliopsida; Lamiales; Phrymaceae
Gene: TBL13
Product: TRICHOME BIREFRINGENCE-LIKE 13
Cellular component (GO): Golgi apparatus
Molecular function (GO): O-acetyltransferase activity
Source: RefSeq, a predicted model, not a curated record